This is a messenger RNA of Blepharisma stoltei, 1955 nucleotides long. Lineage: Eukaryota; Ciliophora; Heterotrichea; Heterotrichida; Blepharismidae. The record is from the annotation of a GenBank genome assembly.
AUGAAAGAAUCCCUAGCUCAUGGAAUUUCAGGAUCUCUAAGCGCAUUAAUAGCUGCGAUUUUUCUUCAUCCUUUUGAGUCUCUCCGAACUCGUAUGCAAGCCACUCACCAAAAAGUUACUUUUUUGAGCUUUAUUAAAAGCCUCCACAAAACAGAAGGCUUAAAAUCUUUAUACUCACUCCUCCUCCUCCUCCUCUCCCGAAAAUUUUUUAUGGAAAAAAAAUUUGAUAUAUAAGUGAUAACUAGUAUAAUGAAAUCUAGAGUUAAUUCUGUUUGAUUUUAAACAAAUUGCUUUUUAAAACAUAAAUUUUAUAAAUUAAAUUAAUAUUUGCUUCCAAUUUUUGCAAAUUAGGAUUUUUUUAAAUUUCGAAAAAAAUUUUAAUUUAUAUAGAAAUUUUUUUUAAAAAAAAAAUUAACCCCUCCGUGAGUGAACAAAAUUUUUUUGUUCACUCACAGAGGGGGGAGUCAGGGUUUUUAUCAACGCUUGUCAGUGCAGUAACUACUCAAGGGAUUUAUUUCCUCAUCUAUAGAAUUAUGCAAAGUUAUUUUAAGCGAUCCAAAAAAGUAUUCUCUGCAAAAAUAAAAUUAUUAAUAUUACGAUUUAUAAGGAAUAAGUCAUUUUUAUUAUAAUGAAAAGCUUAAAUCAAACUUAAUUUAUUUAUAAAGAAGUCUUCUGCAAGCCUGCAGACCAUUACUCGGCCCUGCAUAAAGCUCCACUACUUACUCGCCAGUCCGGACAGGCCUUUCACAGUGUUGCUGCUUACGGACGAGGGCUUGCAUUCGUUGCACGAGAGUCAGAGACACUGAGUCGCUAUGCCGUACAUCAAUUAGGUUUGCCUUCCAGAAAUUCGAAAAACGAAUUUUUUGGUCAAAAUGGAGCUCGGACAGGACACAACGCCUAGUAUCGGGCUGAGGAUUUUGCCCGAUUGACCAAUUAACAUCCUCUGGCCUUGCUGGGCCUCCCUUUUCCAACUCCAGCAAAUAAUCUCCUUACAGGGUAUAACAUUAACUAGAUGUGAGUAUGCAGUCGGCUAACCAGACAUUGCGCUACACCAAACCAAGUAAAACAGGCUGAAUGCACCUUUCCGAACGCUAUCCUCUUACCGCAAGGUGUCCGUUUUUUUCGAAUGAGCCUGCUCUUAAGAGGACAGGUUAGCUCACAGCACCCAUUUUAAUGCACAUUAUAAUGAAGAGCAUAUUAUCGAUAACUGAUAGUCUCAUUAUCAGUUUUAUAGCAAGUUCUAUCACUACUGUUAUUAAUACCCCUAUAUGGACAGUCAACACAAGACUUAUGAAAGAAAAAUCUAAGCAAGGGAUUAUUGAAUGCUUCCAAAAAAUUAUUGAAAAAGAAGGAAUUUUAGGGCUAUUUAAAGGACUGUCUGGAAGUUUAGCUCUGACAUUGAAUCCAAUGAUUCAAUUCGCUAUUUAUGAGCACAUUAAGCAAAAAUUCAGUAAAAAAUCAAACGCUUUAGUUUACUUUUUAUUUGGCGCUUUUUCAAAAUUUAUUUCCACAUUAGUAACUUACCCAAUAUUUACUAUACUAAUUUUUAUGAAAUGUCUAUUAUAAAAUAUACCGUUUUGAGUUUUAAAUCACCUGAAUAUAGCCCGUUUCCAAAUUGCAACAUCCUGGUUUUCAAUUAAAACAAUUCAUUGAGCUUUGCAUUUCUAAAAUGGAUAGCAUCAGCUCAAUCCUUAAUGAAUAAAUAUAAAUUUCUAUUAAUCUUUCAACAAAAUUACAAAGAAAAGUAUAUUAGGACAAGAACUCAGAUCGAGGAAAAAAAAGCUCUAGGCUUUAUUGAAGUCAUGAACUUCAUUCUGCAAAAGGAAGGACUCGGUGUACUUUAUAAUGGCCUUUCCACCAAGCUUAUGCACACAGUUUUGAAUUCUGCUAUAAUUUUAGCUGUCCACGAAAACCUAGCUAAAGCAAUAGUCUUAGUUUUAACUAAAAAUAAAUAA